GCUUAUCCGCCAUGGACCCAACUACCGUGUCGAAGUGUAUUGGACAUGCCAGCAGCCUAAAGUCGGAGUACGAUGCAAAGAGACAGGGAAGUCCAUGUUCUGCCACACGUACAAAUCGUUUACGGUGCUGAUCGAGCUAUGCAACGAGCUAGUCCCAUUCUUCGAGAAGGGUGGUGGUGAUCAAAAGUGGGAGCAAGUCAACUACAAAGCCAAUUCGAUUAUGAUGAACCUGCGGUUGAAGUAUCGAGCCGAGCUGAAA
This is a messenger RNA of Symbiodinium necroappetens, 259 nucleotides long. The record is from the annotation of a GenBank genome assembly. NCBI's taxonomy places the organism in Eukaryota, Dinophyceae, Suessiales, Symbiodiniaceae.